Messenger RNA from Megalops cyprinoides (Indo-Pacific tarpon), 1669 nucleotides. RefSeq names its product troponin I, slow skeletal muscle-like. Gene Ontology annotation, biological process: muscle contraction. Lineage: Eukaryota; Metazoa; Chordata; Actinopteri; Elopiformes; Megalopidae. The record is from RefSeq and is a predicted model, not a curated record. Gene Ontology annotation, cellular component: troponin complex. The transcript is spliced from 8 exons. The coding region runs from base 627 to 1202 and encodes 191 amino acids.
UGGCUGGCCCUUCAUCGGCUGCUCCUUGGCAUGGCUCACAGAUUGAAAGAAAUUAUGGUAAAUACCCUGCAAUUCAUACCUUACAUGUAAAUGUAACAAAUACUGACCACUUAUUAAUUUCACCUCUGAAUGGCUUACUGUAUUCUGUGUGUAUCUGAGUGCUUUUAACCAUCCUACCUUUGACUGGCGAUGAGCGAGACCCUUGUUUGCCUCUUGUUUACUUGUGUUGGUAAAGUGUAAAGGGGACAGCAGCAGACCUCCUUCUGACCCUUCCCUCCAUACAAGGCCAAACCAUGAGCCGUGCGAAGGUUGAGGACCUGGCGAGAGAGAGGGAGAGGGAGAGAGAGUGCCGAGAAGUGUUUUAUGCUACACACUAAAGACAAGGGCAAGGGUGUCGUAGACAGGGGUCUAUUUUAGUGAGCCAUUCAGAUGCAGGAGAGGAACCAUAAAAUAUGAAGCAGUUCCCCGGUCUGCUCUCAGUCCCCCUCACUGCUCACCCUUACAGGUAUUCCUCAUCAGAAAAGGAAAGAUAAACCAGCACUACCAUGUCUGAAGCGUAAGUUGGCUACAUCUGUCAUCAUGUAUGCUUUAUAUGCAAUUUUUAAUGUUUUAUUUGUCGAAAUGUAAUGGCUCAUGCUUGUUUUUCUCCCCCAUUUCAUCCAAUGCCAAACAGCCCGAGAAAGUCAAAGAUCACUGCAUCUCGCAGGCUCUUUUUAAAGACCAAACUGCUGAAGAAAGCAGGAGCCAUGCUGCUGGCUGAGAAGGAGGAGAAGAGGGUGGAGAGGGAGAACACCCUGAACGAGCGCGUUCCCCCUCUCAGCCUGUCGGGAUUAUCCGUACAGGAGCUGCAGGCUCUCUGUAGAGAACUGCACCACAAAAUUGAUGUUGUAGAUGAAGAACGGUAUGAUAUUGCUGCCAAAGUGGCCAAAAAUGACCAGGAGAUAGAAAAUCUGACUAUGAAGAUCACUGAACUGAAAGGCAAAAUGAAGAGACCCAACCUGAGGAGGGUGAAGAUCUCUGCAGACGCCAUGCUGGGGGCUCUGCUCGGCUCCAAACACAAGGAGUCCAUCGACUUCAAGGCCAACCUCAAGACUGUCAAGAAGGAGGAGGAGAAGAAGGAAGAGGUGACUGACUGGCGUAAGAAUGUGGAGGCCAUGUCUGGCAUGGAGGGCAGGAAGAAGCUGUUUGAUGCUGCCCAGUAGAAGACUUAAGAUGAGUAUCAGAGUGUUCAAAGAUUAAAAUGGAAGCCACAGCAAAGAAGAAGGUGCUGCUCUGCUUUGGAGAGGGACACAAAGGGCUCUUAAAUCUCUCUGUGAUAUUUACUACAUGUGAGGCACUGAAUAGUUACAUCCUAUGCCAUCCAAAAGGGAAUUUUUAGAUGACCUUAACAAGUGAUGUGUAAAAGUCUUAGCACUGCAUUUCAGCUGUUACCACAUAUAUGUUAAAGCCUUUUGGUCUCUGCUUUUAUUUACUUGCUUUGUCAGUAUUUUACGUAAUGACAAGACUAUACAGUACAGUCUUUGCAUUACAUUACAGUCUCUACAUUAAGCUUAAUUAAGCAAAUAUGCAAAAGAACAUGGGCAGUUGUUUACUGUACUUGAAAGAUUCUUGAUACCGCUGCCGGUGUAGUUUAAUAUGGUACUCCCUGUGUAACUGUGUAACAUUAAGU